AUGGAAUUGACAAGACCUAGUUAUGCCGUUGUUCUUGUAAUUCUUCUUUGUGCCUUGGCUGAAAGGGGCUCAGAUGGGAAGAGAUGGAAAGCUGAGGAAUUUUAUACAGAUCAUGCUGCUUUCUCAUCUUCCCUUCAUCUCGACAGAAAAAAGGCAGAGCAGGUGUGGAAACAUUGCAGGAAAGAAUUGAUAGAGAGGAAUAAUGAUAGUAAAGAUUUUGACUUGCAUCUAUUGGAUGAAAGUGGUGACUUGCAUCUAUUGGCAGAUAUAUCAACUCUUUCAAUAGAAAAUGAUAUAAAUGAAGCAGCUAAAUAUCUGCCACCCCAUAUGAAGCAAUACUUUUUGGAUUGCAUGAGAAACAAGAAUCCUCCUACUCCUGUUUCAGAAGAGCAGAGAAAUAGGCUGAAGAAGCAUUAUAUGUCACUCUUUGGUUUAGCAAGUGGUCAUAGAUAUUUGCUCUCCGAGACACCACCAUCAGGUUCUAAUUUUGUUCCAUCAUCACCAGCAGCCAAUUCUCCACCUCCAAGUCCAAAGCUUCCGUAUGACCCACUCAUUCAAGACUUUUUUGUGCCAUCUCCACCACCUCCUCCUUCUCCACCAGUUGAUCCCCAGCAUGAUAAUAACAAACAAAAGAAAGCACUUAUUAUUGCUGCUGCUGCAUCAGGACUUAUAAUCUUAAUAGGCUUGCUCCUCUGCUAUUUUGAGGUCAGGAGGAGGAAAAGAGUUGACAAAGGUGACAGGGAUUUACUCAUAGUAAGCUCAAGUGAUUUGUCUAAUGGUUCAGAAAAGUCUGUUGGUUUGGAAAAUUCUGAUAUGCAAGAAGCUGGGAUUAACUAUGGAAAGAACCCUACUCUUGUUAGGAAUUUGUCCAUUAAGUCUGAAGACCGCAAUGCCUCAAUGGAUGAGAUAACAUCAUCAGAUGACAAGGGACAAGUACAGUUGUCAAUAUUAAAACCUCCUCCGGGAAGAUCAGCCCCGGAGCCUCCACGACCGCCACCGCCACCUGGUCCUAGGCCUCAGCCUCCACCUCCUCCAAAAGUAGCUCAGCCCCCACCUCCUCCAAAAGUAGCUCAGCCUCCACCUGCUCCUCCCAAACCAGUGGCAGGGAGAUAUCAACCUUCACCUUUAGGACCACUACGUUCUGGUGAGGGUGCUGAAUCCGAUGCUCCAAAACCGAAACUGAAGCCAUUUUUCUGGGAUAAGGUUGCUGCAAAUCCUGAUCAAGCAAUGGUCUGGCAUGAGAUCAGAGCAGGGUCAUUCCAGUUCAGUGAAGAAAAGAUAGAAUCCUUAUUUGGCUGUGCCAACCAGAACAGAAAUGAAAGAAGAAAAGAAUCUCCAUUUGUGGAAUCUUCUGUUCAGUACAUUCAGAUUAUUGACCCCAAGAAAGCACAAAAUUUAUCAAUUCUUUUACGUGCUUUAAAUGUGACACCAGAAGUAGUUAUUGACGCCCUAAAAGAAGGUAGUGAGAUUCCUGUUGAGCUCAUCCAGACAUUAUUGAAGAUGGCGCCAACGACAGACGAGGAACAGAAGCUAAGGUUAUUCACGGGCGACCUCUCUCAACUUGGGCCUGCAGAGAGGUUUCUCAAGGCCUUGGUUGAUAUUCCAUUAGCUUUCAAACGUCUUGAAUCUCUAUUGUUCAUGUUUACACUUCCAGAAGAGGCCUCAAGCAUUAAGGAGUGUUUUUCAACAUUAGAGGUUUCUUUCAACAAACUAAGAAAAAGCAGGCUCUUCCUAAAGCUAUUAGAAGCAGUUCUCAAGACUGGAAACCGCAUGAAUGAUGGCACCUACCGCGGUGGUGCUCACGCAUUUAGGCUCGACACACUUUUGAAACUUGCAGAUGUAAAAGGAACAGACGGCAAGACCACACUACUGCACUUUGUGGUUCAGGAGAUUAUACUUUAUGAGGGCAAAAGAGCUGUGAGAACAGCAAAAGCAAGUGGAAGCCAUUCAGGUAUCAAAACUGAGGAUUUCAUUGAGGAUUCAAAUGGAGAAUCAGAAGAGGACUAUCGCAGCCUUGGCCUUCAGGUUGUUUCAGGUCUAAGUAGUGAACUUGAAGAUGUGAAAAAAGCAGCAGUUAUAGAUGGUGAUGCACUAACAGCUGCAGUGUUGAAACUUAGUCAUUUAUUAGCAAAAAAUGAAGACUUGCUGAAUACUGAUCUGAAGAAUCUCCAAGAAGAGAGUGAGUUCCAACAUUCCCUUACAAGUUUUGUGGAGAAAGCAAAAGCUGAUGUGUCAUGUCUGAUAGAGGAGGAGAAGAGGAUAAUGGCUGAGGUUAAGAGCACAGCAGAUUAUUUCCAUGGGAAUGCAGGGAAAGAUGAAGGGUUGCGUUUGUUUGUGAUUGUUCGCGAUUUCUUGAUAAUGUUGGACAAGGUAUGCAAAGAGGUGAAAGACACAACAAUGAAGACGAGGAAGGCUUCUGCCAAGAAAGAGGCUUCAUCUGUGUCAUCCUCACCAGAGACUAGUCAUCAUUCACCUUCUGAUAUGCAUAAGCGACUGUUUCCGGCCAUUGCAGAACGGAGAGUGCAUGACUUUAGUUCAGAUGAUGAUGAUGAUUGGAGCUUACAGACGUAGCUUUCCUAUGAAGUUAUGCAAGUGUGACUUGAGAGCUUACUAUUCUACUUCAUCAAGUGGCAGGUGUACGUUGCUGCCUACAAUGACAAGGAAAUGAAGCCCCUCUAACUUGUUGAAAUGUAUCUGCUACAAUGCUGCUAAAGAGUGACUCUUGAUCAAAGGAAGUUACCUGAUGUCUGCUAUGAUGUUCCUCAUCAUAGUGUGAGCAGCAAGUGGGUGCUCUUUCCAACCUAUCUCGCGAUGAAAAUCAAGAUUCAACCAAGAUUGCAUCUUAGGUAACACGGAUCAAGGUUGUAACCAACCUCCCCUACAGCUACAUACAAGUGCUUAUAGGGAAGGAGAGAGAUUGAUUUGUUGUUUGUUUAUUUUACGCCCCCACUGAUUGGAUAGAUGUGGUUUUGAUAGGUACCCAUAGUUAGUUAGUAGUUUAGUUAGUUAGUAGUUUAGUUAGUUAGUUUGAGAGAGUUAGUUGAGAGUGAUAGAGAAUGUUACAAAUAUGAGAGACUUAGACUAAUAACAUCUUUGGGAUCAUCAUUGUCGGGAAUUAGGAGAAAUGCUGAGACUCUCGAAUUACACAACAACCAUUGUAGUUUCUAUUGUUGAA
This is a messenger RNA of Lotus japonicus, 3175 nucleotides long. RefSeq names its product formin-like protein 3. Bases 1 to 2571 code for a protein of 856 amino acids. NCBI's taxonomy places the organism in Eukaryota, Viridiplantae, Streptophyta, Magnoliopsida, Fabales, Fabaceae. Gene Ontology annotation, molecular function: actin filament binding. The record is from RefSeq and is a predicted model, not a curated record. Gene Ontology annotation, biological process: actin cytoskeleton organization; actin nucleation. The transcript has 6 exons.